Molecule: messenger RNA, 5530 nt
Organism: Platichthys flesus (European flounder)
Lineage: Eukaryota; Metazoa; Chordata; Actinopteri; Pleuronectiformes; Pleuronectidae
Exons: 2
Coding region: 15-4013 (1332 amino acids)
Biological process (GO): regulation of transcription by RNA polymerase II
Cellular component (GO): nucleus
Molecular function (GO): RNA polymerase II transcription regulatory region sequence-specific DNA binding; DNA-binding transcription factor activity, RNA polymerase II-specific
Source: RefSeq, a predicted model, not a curated record
UGCAUGGGUGAAACAUGGCUGCUGUAGACCCGUCGGAGUCUCCCACACGACAGAAAUGCCUUGCGGAGGAUGUGGAGACGUGUUCGGAGAGGAGCGAGGCGGCGGAGCGCGGACGCAGCCUGAAGCAGAAAGACGAACCCACACGGAGCGAAAGCACCGAGAGCCGCGACGAUGAGCGGAGAGUCGGUGCGGGCCAGGACGGCGGCGGUGUCGCCAGCCAUUCGGAGGUUAGUGACGAGUCCGGUGCUGGAGCAGACGAAACGACAUGUAAUUCACUGGAGGACCAGAAGACGGCCGGAAAAAUGGCCGAGGUUGCGGGGAGCAAGCAGCGGGCUUUCGACUGGUCAGAAAACGAGGACGGCGAGGAGCAGGAGGAAGAGGAGGCGCACUCACACAAGGAGGAAAAUGAUAAGAGUGACCCCAGUAAUGUUACAGAAAGGGCUGAUAUGGUGCAGCAGGAUGCACAUGUUGAUGGUACUGUAGCCGCUGAUCCGAAGGAGGUGCCUGAGGAGGAGAACCCACAGAGGAGCACAGAGAUGUUGCCUGAGGAGCAGAGGAGCACAGAGAAGGUUCCUGAGGAGCAGAACUCACAGAAGAGCACAAAGAAGGAAGUGCCUGUGGUGCAGAACUCUGAGAGGAGCCCAGAGAAGGAAGUGCCUGUGGUGCAGAGCUCUGAGAGGAGCACAGAGAAGGAAGUGCCUGAGGAGCCGUUAGGAGACGCAGACGGGACGGAGGAGGUGGUUGAGGACGAGGAGGAGCCAGACCGAGGGGAGGACCCUGACCUGGCAGCCAAGCAGAAAAAGUGCCGUCUGGUGUGUAAGGAGUGCGGCAUGAGGUUUAGCCGCCGCGAGACUUUCAACCUUCACCGCCACUUUCAUGCGCACGCGGACGAGCUCACGCCCCUCACCUGUAAAGAAUGCGGCCUUACCUUUCAGCACCGCAGCAGCCUCAUCAAACACAAAACUGAACACAAAGAGAAGGAGGAGGAACUUGUUACUCCAAAGAAGGAGGUGCAAACGAAGGAGGAGGGUAGUGUUCAAUGUGCAGAAUGUCGAAGGAUCUUCACCACAGUGAAUAAGCUGAGGGACCACAGCUGCAGCAAUACAGCCGAGAAGCCUUACCACUGCCCCCUGUGCCGCCAAGAUUUCCAGUUUAGGAUGUCCAUCACAAAGCACAUGAAGACCCACUCCCGGGAGAGCAUGUUUACGUGCCAAGAGUGCAAUAAGACCUUUCCAAACUCCGCCGACCUGCGCUAUCAUCAACGAUGUCACACCGCCCUCAAGCCCUAUGAAUGCCCAGAGUGCGGCCUGGUUUUCAAACACUACUCUGUCAUGGAAGACCACCGUCGCAAGCACACGGACAGCGCAAGCUCUCACCUGUGCACCAUCUGUGGCAAGACCUUCAAGUAUAGUAGCCUCCUCCAUCAGCAUCAGUAUCUUCACACGGGCCAGAAGCCCUUCCGCUGCCCUGAAUGUGGUAAAACAUUUGCCUUCGCCCAGAACAUGAAGGCACACUGCCGCCAGCAUAGACUGCGUGAAACCAACUCCCCCAUUGAGCAGCCCUGCAAGCCGAUGCCAGUGCCAGUACAGGAGGAAGUUAAGGGCGUAGGAAAAGAGAAUUCACACCAAAGUGAAGAAACAAAACGCACAUUCAGGUGCCCUCUCUGUCCGGAGGGCUACAGCUCACCAGCUAACCUGAGAGCCCACAUGCUCAUUCACGAGGCCGAGUAUGAAACGCUAGACAGAAUACCCAAACCCCCAAAGGACAUUAACAAGCACUGGGAAAAAGGACACACGUGUCCACACUGCCCCUGUGUUUAUCGUGAUGAAUCCAGUUUAAAGAUACACCUGUUAAGUGUCCACAAGUUGGUAGCAUAUUUUAAAAAGGUGCCCACACCAUAUAAAAAGAAAUUAAAUCUGCAAAGUGGUGAUAAUGUGCGGGUAAAAUGGAGAGGCGAUGGAAUAGUUGUUGAGACACACAAAUGUCCUGAGUGUGGAAAAGCGUUCCGCCAUCGCUCAGUGUUAGAACUGCAUAUGCGCAUACAUACCAAGGACAAGCCGUACCAGUGCAAAGUAUGUGGUAAAAGCUUUAGAUUCAGUAGCUACUUGCAGCAGCAUGUCAUCAUUCAUACUGGCCAAAAGCCAUACAAAUGCCCCGACUGUGGGAAGGACUUUGCCUUCCUGCAGAACAUGAGAACCCAUCAAAAGCUGCAUCAGGAGAAACCAUUCCGCUGCACCAACUGCCGCAAAGGCUACAGCGACGAGACCCAGCUGCAGCAGCAUAUGCUGUCGCACAAUGGUGACAAACCUCACAAGUGUCACCAGUGUGAUAAGAGCUUUGGGUUGGCCUAUCUCCUCCGUGAUCACAUGAACACACACACAGGAGAGAGACCUCAUCGCUGCGAUGAGUGUCACAAAACCUUCUCCUGGUUUAGUAGCCUGCUCGUUCACCAGAAAAUUCACACUCGUAAGCACCAAGGUUUCAGCCAGUAUAAUUCUCUCGCGAUUAGUGCUAGGAUGAGAGGAAGGGGUAACAGAGGGAGGAGAGGGGGGAGGUCCAUGUUGGGCUGGUCCAGACCGUUAGGAGGCUCAGGGAUGCUUAAUUUUCAGCCAACUCAAAUUCCAGUUUCUGCACUAAGUGGCCCUGAGUUGCACAGAGGGGCAGGGCAGCCACAGUCUUCCAUGGUCACGUCGCACUUUGAUUUACAAAGCAGGCAGAUGAAGGAGCCGCGGAUGUCCGAGCUGCAAUCUCAGCCGGUGCAGUGGAAGGUGGAUGGUGGAGAAGUCAUGCCUGUCCCUUUGUCACAGCAGCAACACACAGCUCCACGGCUAGCGCAGAUUGACCUCCCGCUGCAGGCAGGUCUGCAGCAGAGGAUAACUCAGCCAGGCCCUGCACCGGCUCAGAGCUUAGAGUCAUCACACGUGAAAGAGAGCACAGCUUCUUUUGUCAGCUCGCACCUGGCAUCUGUGCCAAAAAAAUCCAGUCCACUAGCAGUGAGUGCGAUAGAGCAGCACAGGCAGCCCAUACCUAUUACAUGGAGCAUGGCACCCAUGUCCACAGUGGUAGCUUCCACAAGCUCCCUGCAACGUGAUUUCUCUAUUCCCUCCUACAUCGAUGGGGCGGCUCUGUGGAGCAUCAGACCCUCUGCAAAUUCACAAAGCAUUCCAACUAAGCUUGGUCAAGAGCUAAUUUGGAGAGCAACACAACAAAUAUCUUCCACACUUCCUAAAAAAGAGGACAAUAGAGUGUUGGAUAUGAGUAAUCUUCAACUAAUACCGUCGACUGUUAGCCAGCCGGGGAAGCCGUGGGCCUCGGGCUUAGCAGGUGCAUCAGCUCAAAAAGACCAAAGCAGUGUGGUGCCAAUUUCAACUCCUGUUUCUCUUGCAGUAGGUAGCACCUUGUGGGACAUAAAAACAACACCAGGAAUUCCAAAGACUAUAAAUUCCACUGAGAACUUAGUAAAUCAAGAUUGUCAGCUGCCGCAGAAGCAGGUGUCAUCUGGCUGGACCAAUUUACAAAGUCAGACAGCGACACAGCAGCUUCCCAUCUCCAUUCAAUACGACCCACAUCGUUUUGGCCAGGGGAUAGGGACUUCAGUAUGGGGCUUCAAAAGUAAUGCUGUUGGUCCCCAAACACUGAUCACUAGGCAACUCAAACCAGGGAAUGGACCAGAGCUACAACAACAACCAAUUGUAACAGGCACUCAAAUAAUCAUUAAUCAGCCUUCGCCUUUUUUCACGCAGUCACUUGCUCCCCUCCCUCUUGCUAUGCCUGGCCCCCAUCCUCUUCACACUAUCGCACUUCCAAGACCUCAACACCCAAAUAUUUUUUUCACAUCACAGCCAAUUAUGAGCGAGAGGCCCCACAUCCCACAGUCCCUGCCCCUACCUCAAGUCACCCCUCGGACAGAACCUCACAAACGACUUCUCCAGUGCAUGAUAUGUGGGUGCUCUCUCCCUCGAGAGCAGGAUCUACAAAUGCAUUACUUGCAACAUGCACAAGGAGAGAUUUGACAUUUUUACAUUACCAAGACUUUUAUAUAUAAGUAUAUAUAUAUAUGAUUUUUAAUCUUUGGAACCUCAUUUAUUUGACCCUCAGUUGUGCCGCUUUACAAGUAAGUGGAUUGGCAUUGGAGACAAAAACAAUGAUAUCAUUCGCACAUUUGAUGCACCUUUUUAUAUUCUGUAGUUCAGCUUCACAUUAGGCUGUUUGAAACAGAGGGUGUAUACAUGUGUCAUUAAAUCUUUUUCGCUUUUCUUUUCUUUUUUUUUUAAUUUUAUCUAAGUUAUUCAAAUAUUUCAAUGGUUUGAAUAACUUCUGAGCGUUGGUGAUUAAUGAGGUUCUGUGAUCUACAUUUCAUUCAUUGUCAAUGACAGUUAGAUCUAGAUAAUAUUAGUACUUUUUUUUAUAUCUCAUACGUCCUGAACCAUUUGAACUGUGUUUCUUCAUGUACAGUUUACUGUGUGCCUUUUAUGAGUACAGUCUGCAUGUCUGCUGUCCUGGUAUUCUAGGCCUAGUUUGUGCUUAAGGUAGACUCAACAAUGUGACCUCACUCCCAAAACAGAGAGCUAAAUCUUUGAAGAUACUGCAAAGAAACUCAAGUUUUAGCUCUUGGGGCGGAGCAGUGCCAGGGCAAUGGGAGUUGUUGUGCUCACAUGUGUCAGAAUAUACAACAAAAGCUGACUACACAGUAUAAUUCUGAGAGGAAGCACUUGUAUUCACAGGGCCGGUGACUGGGUCCAAGUAUCUUGAAAAGUUCUCAUUGUGAUAAUUUGUUCACAGAAAAAGUAUCUAAAAAAAAGCUAAUUUGGGAUUGUUGAACUUUAGGUCAUUUCACAGUGAGCAUUUUCCUGUAAAUUAAAGUUUAAUUAUUAAGAGUAAUUCUUGCAAAGAGGGAGAAACAUCUGUCGGUCCAGAAUUGUUUCAAUGGUGAAUCCCGUAAUAAAUUAGAUUUGGAUUUAUGUGAUGUUUUGUCAAAAUACUUUUUUGCAGUUGCAGGACAAACAACAAAUUAAGGAUCUGAGAUGGAUGUUUUGCUGUAAUCGAUGCAAAGUCAACACUUUUUUGGGGCAAUUGAUAAUCAUCACUGAAAAAUGAUAAUUGGAUUUUACACUGAUGCUGGUUGACAGUGUUUAGCACCUUACUAGAAUUACUAUUUCAAAUUGGAAUGUAAAAAACAUUGAAGUCCACUCCACUGAAUACAAUACAAUGUAUGAUUUGUGAAUACUAAAUAAUUUCAUUACACACCUGUAGAUUUAGAUCAGUACAGUAUCCCAUCUCCACUAUCAAACUGGAUAUCUGAGUAGCUCUGGUUGCACUAUAAGUGACUGAAAAUCUUCAUUAUUACUGUAAAAUAAACACAAGGUCCAUUUGUAAAGAAAGAAGAACUGUUUCUGUGCGUUUUCACAUUCAGCGUCUUAACAUAGAAAACAUGUGCCCUUCUACCUCUAUCCACUGUUUUGGCAUGGAAAGAAAUAGAAAUUUCCCACGAUGUCUACAUAAUAAAUAAAACUUUCUUUUGAUAUUAUAA